CCCAAUUCUCUCCUCGCUUGCUCUCAGGGAAAUGCUGCGGUCACUCCUCAGGGCGGCCGCUUCGGCGGGAGCCACCGCCAGACGCCGCACGAGCCUCCCAACGCCGCCAUCCGCGACCACCGCUACUUCUCAGCUUGGUUCGUACAGAGGCUACGCUGCGAAGGUCACCAAAGCGUCCCUCACAAAGGCCAAGAAAGCCAAGUCGAAGUCCGACGCCAAGGACGCGGCCGCCUCCUCAUCUUCCUCUUUUUCCCCCGCCGACGACCUCGAUGACGAGGACAUACGCCUUCGCCACCUCGCGGAGGACGAGAAGAACAAGUCUCUCGACGUCGGCCCCAAUGGGCGCCCUCUCUUCACCUCCACUCAUUCGCUAUCUCAGCUUUCCCGCCAAGACAUUUGCACUUACAUGAAAUUCAGUAUGGAUGAUUUGAAUGAGAUGUUGCCGGAAGGAGUGCCGUUGGGGAUGGUGAAGGAAUUUGAGGAUUCGAAACGGACAGCAUUGUUGGUUCGGCAGAGUUUCUUGGACCUUCGUGAUAAUUUUAGGCGCAUUGUUGACCCUUCUUUGCAAUCUUCUAACGCCAAGGGUCCAAAAGUUCAGAAGCAAAUUGUUUUGGAUGGUCCUGUUAGCUGCGGCAAAAGUAUUGCACUUGCAAUGCUUGUUCACUGGGCUCGUAAUGAGGGUUGGCUUGUUUUCUAUGUACCUUAUGGUCGAGAAUGGACGCAUGGAGGAUUUUUCUACAAAAAUCCACAAACUGGUCUUUGGGAUACUCCUGUUCAGGCAGCAAAUGCUCUGCAGAACUUUUUGAAAUACAAUCAAUCUCGCUUACAACAAUUGCAUUGCCAAUUGUCUGAUCCUAUCCCAUUGGGAGAGGGUGCUGGUGUUGGGUGGCUGAAAGGGGUUGAUUCCAUGGCAAUGCCUGAAGGUUCAACACUCUAUGACCUCAUUCAAACAGGACUAAAUUACACCCAUGCUUCCGUUGGAGUGCUAGUUCGUUUGAGGAAAGAAUUAUCACUUGUAAAAGAUGUACCUGUUCUCCUUGCAAUUGACCAAUACAAUAAUUGGUUUACAUUCAGCGAGUAUGAGGAGCCAGUAACUGCUCGUUCUUGUCGGCCUCUGCAUGCUAGAGAACUGGCAACGGUGAAUGCAUUUAGGUCUAUGAUGAACAAUGACAUGAUGGUCGGUGCUUUCUCUCACUCAACAGCAGUAGGGAAGCUAAGGAAGGACUUGCCAGAUGUUCCAACAGGUGCUCGCAUUAAUUUUCCCCGGUACAAUUUAAAUGAAGCUGCUGCGGUUUGCCACUACUACCUCAGUGCUCCAACUGUUCAGGGUUUUGGCCAAAGAAAGAGGCGCACGUCUUUGGAAGCAACAAGUCAUAUUGUGUGAACUCUUCUAAAUGGUCAAUUACCUUUCUUGGACGCAUUGAAUGCUUGACAAUUCAGUCUAUGAAACUAUACCUGAAUCCUCAAUUUAUGCACAAGGACUACUAUGCUAGUUUGCCAAAUGCCAUUGUACCUUAAAUUAAUAUAGCACUUCAGAAUAUGAAAUGUAAUGUCUUUGGGCAUCAGAAUUAGAAGAAUCUGGCACUUACUUCUUACACCAACACCUGUCAGGAAGCAUUGACAAUAAUAAAUUUUGGACUGCAAAUCGUAGCAGAAUAAAGUUGGCCAAUGGAUGCAGGAUACGGGGUGCUGUCAUACCAAAAAGAAAGUUACAGGGCACUGUAGAAGAAGAGAUUGACCAUAUGAAUAUUGGGAACUCUAAUUUGUGCCAGAGAUACAUUUAGGAGAUGCGUAUUAGUUGGUGUCAUUAUUUCAUAUUCAUUGCUCAAUUAGGUGCUUUUUUGGGUAUACAUUCCACAGCUUCAUCCUUUUAUGAUAACAUGCAAAUCACAUUUUUGCCUGCUUCUAUAAUUGCAUGCUAUGCACUUCCUUCCAUGUCGAAGUCCAUGUAAGUUGCCGCCAUGCUAAUAGUGCAGAAAAAAUGGAACAUUGUUAGUCCCCAUUCACAUGACAACUUCAACUCCCUACACUCUGGCAGGGGUUUGGUCACCCUUGAUGCAGAACACUUGAGGUUAAAGCUAUGGGUUUUGUCAGGGCCUCGCCCCUCUCUCUUGACAGGGGCUCAGUGUCAGACAUGUUAUAAGAGAAAGAACCAACUAUAGCAUAGGUUGUCUUGCACUCGUGUUCCCAUUUCCUAAUAAAUAUGUAAACUAUUGUAGGGCCACCCUACCCAUGUGUUCUUUUCUAUUGGGAAGUUGAACAUGAGGUGCCCAGGGGGCUUUCCAAGUGUGGGGAAGUUCAGGUUUCAUGCUAUUUCAUGUUCAUACUAUUCUAGCCUUUUUCAGUUUUAAUUGCACUAGAAUGCUAAUGAAAACAUAGCAAUUAUAGUGUGUGUUUUUAUCUUCUUUUCUAGUCACUUUUACCCUAGUGAGAAAAGUAUGAGGGGAUGUCUAGUGCAGAGCAAUACCUACCUGGCAGUGCUUACCUGCUGGGGAGUUGAAUAUGUGAGGCCUGAAGGGGCAGAUGUGGGGGAUCUGCAGGUGCUUAUUCACUUUGUUCUAAUUUGUAUCCAAACCUCGUCCUGGAGAUCAAUAUCACAAUCACCAUUGAGAGCAUGCAAAAUGGAUUUGAUCCCUCCCUUUGUCAAGUGCCAUCUCCACCUGUCCUCCCACUCCCCAGUGAUGACAUCAUCCUGGAGCAUCUCAAAAGCAGCAUGGUAGUUAUACAAGAAGUCUGGUGUUUGUGGCAUGAAUUUUUUUGGCUUUAUCCAUUCAUUUUUUAUUUUAAUUAACCUAGAAGAGAUGUAACCUAGACGAACCUCUAGUUGGAUUUUGACUUAUGAUUGUUGUUGUAUCCUAGAAUAGAUGUAUCCAUUUUCUAGUUAUUUUAUUUAGUGAUUUCUUUUAGAAUGCUGUAUAUAUUUUUUCAUUCUUGAAGUCCCACUAAAAUAAGAUGUGCAU
Molecule: messenger RNA, 2960 nt
Organism: Diospyros lotus (date-plum)
Lineage: Eukaryota; Viridiplantae; Streptophyta; Magnoliopsida; Ericales; Ebenaceae
Exons: 7
Coding region: 32-1384 (450 amino acids)
Cellular component (GO): mitochondrial small ribosomal subunit
Molecular function (GO): structural constituent of ribosome
Source: RefSeq, a predicted model, not a curated record